Penicillium antarcticum is the source of this 1068-nucleotide messenger RNA. Its product is annotated as zinc-binding alcohol dehydrogenase family protein. The record is from RefSeq and is a predicted model, not a curated record. Lineage: Eukaryota; Fungi; Ascomycota; Eurotiomycetes; Eurotiales; Aspergillaceae. The coding region runs from base 1 to 1068 and encodes 355 amino acids. The transcript is spliced from 5 exons. Gene Ontology annotation, molecular function: oxidoreductase activity; zinc ion binding.
AUGGAACCCAAAACAAUGAAAGCAAUCGGAGUCGCCGAGUAUGGUUCGGUCGAUAAUUUCGAGUCUCGGGAUGUUGCACGACCGGGUUAUCCUGCAGGAAUGGAUGUUCUUGUGCAAGUCAAGGCCUGUUCAGUGAACCCCAUCGACACGAAAGUCCGCAAAGGGACCUACGAUGACGCUCCAGAUUACUACAAGUUUGCGCCAAAGGGCUUCCACAUCAUCGGUUUCGAUGGCGCCGGAACCGUUUUGGAAGUCGGGCCUCAAUGCACGAGUUUCAAGCCUGGCGAUGAUGUCUUCUACGUGAGCUCUACUACUCGCCAAGGCAGUACUGCAGAGUACCUCCUAGUCGAUGAGCGUCAUUGUGCUCCGAAGCCGAAAUCACUUGAUUUCGUCGAAGCUGCUAGUAUGGGUCUGACCUUCGGUACGGCUUACCAGUCUCUUGUUGACAGGUUGGAGAUUAAACAGAAUGAAAACGUUGGUAUUUUGAUUAUCAAUGGCGGAGGUGGAGUUGGAAGCGCUGCCGUUCAAAUCGCCAGGAAAGUUCUCCGACUUCCCAUUGUGAUUGCUACUGCAUCACGGCCUGAGACUAUAGAGUCAUGUAGGAAAAUGGGUGCUACCCAUGUUAUCAAUCACAGGGAGGAUCUUGAGGCCCAGAUCAGGGCGUUGAACGUGGAUGUCCCAAUCAGAUAUGUCUACGUGGUCGCAAGGACAGAGCAAUAUAUCCACGCCUUAGGCAAAAUCUGUGCACCCUUUGGUAAAGUAUGCUCGAUUGUGCAAGCCAAAUUCGAUCUUUACGGAACUGAUUUCAUGUCAAAGUCGUUGACUUUCUCGUGGGAUUGGCUUGGUUCGUCAGCUUAUCAUCGGACGAAUUUGGAGAAUUAUCAUCGAAUCUUCGGGACCUUGGCUCGUCUUGUCGAUGAGAGAAAGUUGGUGCCAAAUCUUAACAGACGUCUUAAGUUGACUCUUGCUGGACUGAAAGAAGCUCAUCGGCUCAUUGAGUCUGGCACCACUGUGGGUAAACUUGCUUUGGGGGUGGAUGAACCGGGUGAAGGUGCUCCAUUCGCGUGA